Camelina sativa (false flax) is the source of this 812-nucleotide messenger RNA. RefSeq names its product thioredoxin-like protein CXXS2. The record is from RefSeq and is a predicted model, not a curated record. NCBI's taxonomy places the organism in Eukaryota, Viridiplantae, Streptophyta, Magnoliopsida, Brassicales, Brassicaceae.
AUUAGCCAUUAGUUAUGGUUAAUUAAACCAAUUUCCCAUCGCAUGUAUCAUGUAACCCAAAGAAAUAAAAGAUGUUUUGUUGGCUAAAUUGAACCUUCUCUUGAUCCUUCUUGUUGAUGUUUCUGAAUCUUUUCACAGAAAUUUUUGAUCUUGAAUUCUUGAUCAUCUCGGCUUUAUCUUUUGCCCGUUGGCUCUGAGGCUGAAACUAAUUAUGAGGCAAGAACAAACGAGCAAUCUGAAGUUGGCUUGACCUAGAGAGAGCUAAUGAUCCCCCAGAUUCAUUGUACAAGAACUAAUGGUGAUAGAUUUUGCUCGUGUGUAAAGAGUUAAUGGGGAAUCAUUGUACAAGAACUCCUUGUUGUAGAAAGGUGUGGUCAUGUAUAUGCUGUUGCAGUAGAAAGAACAAGACUCAAGCUUGGAGCCAAAAAGGGUCCGGAUUUAUAAAAGGGAAGGUCCAUCCCGUAAGUAGAAUCGAGAAGUGGGAGGAGAAGAUGACAGAAGCUAAAAGGAAUGGCAACAUUCUCGUAGUGAAUUUCAAGGCUUCAUGGUGUUUACCUUGUAAAAAGCUAGCACCAAUAUACCAUGAGCUUGCUUCCACAUACACAUCAAUGAUAUUUGUCACUAUAGACGUCGAAGAGCUCGCUGAGUUUAGUAAUGAAUGGAACGUGGAAGCAACUCCAACAGUAGUGUUCCUCAAGGAUGGGAGGCAAAUGGAUAAACUUGUAGGUGGCGAUGCUGCAGAGCUUCAGAAGAAAACUGCAGCAGUUGCAGAUCUCCUUCUCAGACAAUCUUAACUGUAAUCUAGUUUCCAU